Corythoichthys intestinalis (scribbled pipefish) is the source of this 7475-nucleotide messenger RNA. It is a transcript of the gene ift54, whose product is annotated as TNF receptor-associated factor 3 interacting protein 1. Gene Ontology annotation, biological process: cilium assembly; intraciliary transport; regulation of microtubule cytoskeleton organization. Gene Ontology annotation, cellular component: centrosome; ciliary basal body; intraciliary transport particle B. Bases 124 to 2028 code for a protein of 634 amino acids. Gene Ontology annotation, molecular function: microtubule binding. The record is from RefSeq and is a predicted model, not a curated record. The transcript has 17 exons. NCBI's taxonomy places the organism in Eukaryota, Metazoa, Chordata, Actinopteri, Syngnathiformes, Syngnathidae.
AAGUACGCAAGCGCGAAGUUUUAGCCCACUUGGUAGUAAAUAAGCCGCGCUUAUAUGUAUUUUGUUGUUUUUUCCAUUUAAUUUAGCUUUUGUUGAAAAGAGAAAAAAAAAAACAUUUUUGCAAUGAACGCAGCAAUUGUUAAAAAGACCCAAGACACGCUUGGAAAGGUGAUUAAGAAACCACCGCUGACUGAAAAACUGCUCAGCAAACCACCUUUUCGAUAUCUGCACGACAUCUUCACUGAGAUCAUCAGAACUACUGGUUUCCUGAAGGGACUCUACAAAGACAGUGAAUUGAAGUCAGAUAAUGUAAAGGACAAAGAGACUAAAAUCGCUUUUCUUCAGAAAGCUAUCGACGUCGUGACCCUCGUCAGCGGAGAGCCGAUUGCUGCAAAGCCGGCACGCAUUGUGGCCGGCCACGAGCCUGACAAGACUAACGAGCUGCUGCAGGCUAUUGCCAAGUGUUGCCUUAACAAGCUUUCAAGUGAGGAGGCAGUGAAACGAGUACUGUCCGGAGAUAAGGUGGACUUAAAAACUAAGGCCACGUCUAAGUCCCAAGACAAAGAAAAUCGAGAGGGACGUGAACAUCAGUCAGCGGAUCGAGAGAAGAGGAUCGAGCGCAGCGGGAGUAGAGAAGACAAGGACCCGGACCAUCCCAGAGAGUCGGAGAGGCAGCGUCGCGAUGUCGAACGAGACCACCGCCACGAACGAGAGCGUUCUGGCAAGAACCACCGGCGUGAACGGGACCAUGGCAAAGACGGCGACCAGGACAAGAGUCGCGAACGAACACGGGACAAGGAUAAAGACAAAGGGAGAGGAAAAGACAUAGAUAGGGAGAAAGAUAAAGACCAUGAAAGAGAUAAAGACAAGAGUCGAGACAGAAUACGAGAGAGAGAUUCUCAGCGGGAUGCUGAAAGGAGCAAGGACAAACGACGAGAACGAGACAAAGAGGCAGAAAGACGGAAAGAGAGUGAAGAAAAGAACCGAAGUGAAGAAAAGAACCGAAGUAAAGAAAGAGAGAGUAAUAAAGAUAGAAUUUCAGAAGGACCACAAAAACCCACUGAGGAAGAGCCCAGAAAACCAGCUGAGCUUCCACAAGCUGAACCAGAGCCAGCUGAUGAGCCUGCAGAGAGAGUUGAAAACCAGACCUCACAAGUUGACAGUCCAGCAAGAAUACCUCGGCCUUCUUCUGCUAAAGGACAACGGCGGAAACCUAGAGUUGCAGGACAAGAUGAAUCCGACAGUGAUGGCGAUGUUGAGCCUCCUAAGGACAGUGGGGAUCCUGCAGGUGCCACAUUUCCAUCUGAGAUCGCCUCCAGUAAGCGAACAGCACGGCCUGGCAGUGCUCGUCCGGCUCCUCCUCGAGUCAAGAAACAGGAAAGCUUCACUGAGGGGGUCCCUACUGAAAGGCUUUCUAGUGCCAAAUCUUCAGUCAUUAGGGAUGGAAAGAAGCCGUCUGAUGAUGAAGAUGAGGAAGACGAGCAGUUUCUUGUGGCUGAGGCGGCCCCUGAACCAGCAGAUGCUCAUGAGAAGGAAUCCGGACAAGCCCUCAAUAGUGACGAACAGCAUGGUGGACUCGUGAAAAAGAUCCUAGAAACCAAAAAAGAGUUCGAGCCGUCACCGUCCAUCAAAUCUAAAGAGAAGUUGUUAUCAGAAGAAGCCCGGAAGCAAGAGCAGGAUCUUGUCUCACGGGAGGUGGAGCGUCUGCGUGCGUCCAUUCAGUCUGUGUGUCAGAGCGCGCUACCAUUGGGGAAGAUCAUGGACUACGUACAGGAGGACAUCGACGCCAUGCAAGCGGAGCUGCAGAGCUGGCGCAGGGAGAACAAGGAACAUGCGCAAGCUUUGUUAGAAGAGCAGAGAGCGACAGAAUGGGCGUUAGAACCCCUUAAGGCAGAACUUCAUGAACUAGACCAAAAGAUCAAAGAUUACCAGGACAUCAUUUGUACAAAGAGGUCUAACAUACUGAGAAAUGAAGAGAAGAUUCAGAAGAAGCUGACUGGAAUCAUAUCCUCCUCUUCCUCGAACUGAAGUGCGAAAUCUACCCCUGUCAUUUGGAAAAUAUUGAAAAAAACUUGUUCGCGCUUGAAAUGCAUAGCAAAUCUCUAUUCUAUAGCGAAUAGUUGAAAAUACAAAACAGAUUCCAAAAAAGUAAGGCGAUUAUACAAAUUGUGGAUAAAAACCUAAUACAAUGAUGUGGGGGUGCCAGAUUUCCAAAUUAAAUCAACAUAUUUUUCCCUUAUAAUUAUAUAUUUUCUCAGCUAAAACUUUUGAUGUCAUUGAUGUUCUAUUUUGAAUAAAAUAUUGAAACAUCCUUCAUCCACAUCAUUGCAUUGUUUUAAUUCACAAUUAAGUGUUGCAUCUCAACUUUUUGUGAAUCUGUCUUGUAUUUUUGAUCAAAACAUUUCACAUUAAAAAAAGGGUGAUAAUUAGUAAAUUAGGUGCUAGCUAACAGGUAUCUUGUAUAUUAACAACAUUGCAGGUACUAAGUCAUCUCUUUGCCAUACCACAAUAUAGAGCCUACCCACCGACGUCAUAAAACCACGUGCUCGCUGUAUGGUUCCGCCCACUUGUCCGUCAUUUUGUCUCUGUAUUAGCAUUGGUUUCAAUUGAUCGAGGAAUUUAAAAUGCAUUUCAUGGAAGACCCGGUGCUUUCUGAUGCCGUAAACUCACUGGAUGUGUUGCAUAAAAGGCGUUAUGUGGAAAAGCUUCGUUCUAUACAGUCGCCAGAUCCGUAUUUGAUGCCUAAAUCGAUGAUUUUUGACCGGCUGCCUUCGCCGUCUCUGCCUGACCCUGAUAUUUACAACUAUCUUGUCCACACAAAAUCAGCCUAUUCUCACGAAAGUUUGAAAAACUUUAAGAGCUUGGAGGCUUAUAAAUGCUACGUUGCUGGUUGGGUGAAACAGGUUCUCGUACACGAAAAUUCGGCAGGAAUCUUGUGCUCGGAAGGUGAGUUACGAAAUUUUCAAUUCAAAAUCUUUUGUUCUUGCUAACAUCCACUGUCAAGUCUAAUGUAUUUCAUGUCAUUUGUCAAUGGAGCUAGGGCUUUUAAUGUUUAUAUGGUUUAGCGAUAGCACUCUCACGACAUACAUACGUGUAUGUUGUCGGCGAUUAGCCUAGCAAUGAUCUUAAUUGUGGUUAUUUGUCAGCUCCGUAGACGAGGCCAGUUUCUUUCACUUGGUACCAGCUAAAUAUUAUUCAAAAAAUAACGAUGGUGGAAGAAAGGUAAGUCACAAACAUCUUGAAUUUGAAACUAUGUCGUACUACGUCGUAUGUUGUCGGCGAUUAGCCUCGCAAUGAUCUUAAUUGUGGUUAUUUGUCAGCCCAAAACCCCCUAAGUAUAUCUUAAAUGCAUCUUACCGGAUAUAAAAUGACCACUACAUAGUCUGUGGUGAUUUUUUGGUGCCCAGUUUUCACGUCGAAUUGCAGCCGUCCAUUUCGCUCUCCUCUUUGGAUCCCUCGGAAUACGGUAAAACUUCAAGUCUCUCCUUCCAUCUUCUCUGUUAGUGCAACCAACAGCCACACACGCCUUCACCAUUUUGAUUAUUAAUGUUAAGGAGCAGAAAAACACGCCGUAAAUAGGAGAAAUGUACGUAGCCGUAACAGGUUAACACUAUGUUUUGACGGACAAGUGGGCGGUACCAUUCAGGAGAGCGGAGCUGUGACGUCACGUGGGUAGGGUCUAUAGCACACUUACCCAACCACUAUAGAACAGCAACACAAUGAUGACCGUUAUAUAAACACUGUUUAUUGGUCGAAUUUUUCAUUUUGCGGGGAACUUUUGACCCGGCAACCCUGAUAUCCCAGUACUCCAAAAUUAGCAAUAAUGAAUGCUUUCUUCCAUUUUUAAGAUUAUUUGCCAGUAUUGAGAUCUUUUCUAAAAGUACACUACGCAUAAUUGGAUCCUGCUAACAAAAAGGUAACUCCUCGACCUCCUUGCUGUAAUACUGGAUGUUUAUCGAUCUCUUUAUUAUUCAAGUUGCAGAGCUGGCCGGUGUAUAACACUAAAUGGCCUCCCUUCUAUCUAAUAAUAUGGUAAAAGAUCAUUUUCGUCUUCUAUUCCAAAUAUUGUAUCAUCUCACACGCUUUUUUCCAGCAAUAUUUCAAUUUUUUAUGUCGUGUUUGUUUUCGGGUCCACUUUUCAGGCACAGCUGCACUUUGAUGUGUGUAAAUAGUGAAGUUAGUGUUUAUUAUAUUUUUUUAAUAACACUGUCAGAGUCUAUAAACUUAUACAUUACGAGUAAAUGUGCUUUUAGGCAAAGUUAAAUACUAUCAUGGCAAACUUAUUAGUUGAAGUAGAUUGGUACUCAACCAAUUAAAAUGAGAUCUUUGAGGGGAAAAAAAUAUUCUACUGUAUUUGACAUACCUGUAUAUUUUAUAUACUAGUAUUGCUCAAAUGUAUUACAGUGAUCCAACGUUUAUCGUGGUUAAUGAGGACACGCGCGAUAAUCAAAAAUCCAUGAAGUAGAGACGGAGCUUAUUUCCUUUUUUUUGUGUGUCUGUGUUCAAUUCAUUCAGCUUUAGCAUUGGAAAGAUACAUAUGACAUGUUUUUGCUUUUUUUUUCUCCAAGGUAGAAUUAAAAAAAAAAAAAAAAACAUGUUACUGUCCCAUCAAAUUAUUUUUAAACAAGAAUAACGUAACAAAAAUGCUUGUCUUUAUUGGAUGCUUCAUUGAGUGAGUCCACUCAAAUCCGCUCACUUACACGCAGUGAGUCGCCGCAGCCCACUACCGCUAGUAUUUAACAAGGUCAAUGAGCUCAUACAUUCGGCGCCUUUCAAGGUAGGCGCUCUCAAGCUUCUCUGGCAAGAUCAAAGCUUCAGAGCUGUCACUCAUCAUUAACUUUAACAAGCAGCUGCUUGGUGAGCAAGGAAAGCAGCAGAAGGGAGAGGUGAGAGGCUGUACGUGAUCGGAUCAGGACAGCUCUAUAGACCCUACUCACCAACGUCACAGAAUGACGUGUCGCUGUAUCCGGCCGCCAUAUUGUCCGUCUCUGUUUAGCCCUAUUCUCAAUGGUUUCAAUUAGUCGUUCAGUUUAUAGAGCAAUUCAUGGAAGCCCCGGUGCUUUCAGACGCUGUAAACUCAUUGGAUGCGUUGCAUAAAAGGCGUUAUGUGGAAAAGCUUCAGUCUAUCCAUUCGCCAGAUCCAUAUUUGAUGCCUAAAUCGAUAUUUUUCGACCCGCUGUCUUCGCCCUCUCUGCCUGACAUCUGCUACCCUGUUAUCUACAACUAUCUUGUCCACACAAAAUCAGCCUAUUCUCACGAAAGUUUGAAAAACUUUAAGAGCAGCACUCUAAGCAACAUUACCCUGUGUGAUUUCUAAAAUGGCGACAAUCAAAAAAAAAAAAGUUGACAGCGAUGGCCGACGCUUCAAGGAUAGGUGGAUAUUGGACUAUUUCUUCAAUAAAACACACAACAACUGUGUCUGCCUCAUUUGCAAAGAGACAGUCGCUGUUUUCAAAGAGUUCGAUGUGACGCAAUAUUACUAAACAAGACACGCUGACAUGUACGACAACAUUACAGGGAAAAUACGCAGCGAGAAAUUAUAGCAACUUGAAGCUAGUUUAUUUUUUCACAGCAGCAGUAUUUCGCAAGAGUUCGAGUGUCGAAAGAGAAAGCCACAAAGACGAGACUGUUGAAAUUAUGAAUUUAAAAAAAUAAUAAAACAAAUGUGACACACAGAAGGGCUUGCUAAAAUUUGUUUAGAUAUAUUGUUCUAUGUAAAUCAGCCAAGGUAGCCACCCGCAUUUUUACCACACCAAAUCUGGCCCCCUUUGCAAAAGGUUUGGACACACCUGUUUAACUGAUGAUCCGUAGACGAGGCCAGCUUCUUUCACUUGGUACCAGCUAAAUAUUAUUCAAAAUGUAAUGGUGGUGGAAGAAAGAAGCAUCUUGAAUUUGAAACUGUAUGUUGUCGGCGAUUAGCCUCGCAAUGAUUUUAAUUGUGGUUGUCAGCCCAAAACCUUCUAAAUAUAUAUUAAAUGCAUCUUACCAGAUAUAAAAUGACUACUACAUAAUCCAUGGUAAUCGUUUGGAGCCCAGUUUUCUCGUUGAAUUGCAGCAGUCCAUCUCCUCUCCAGGUCUCUCGGAAUAAGGUAGAACUUCAAGUCUCUCCGUCUAUCUUCUCUGUUAUUGCAACCAACCGCCACACACGCCUUCACCAUUUUGAUUAUUAAUGUUAACGAGCAGAAAAACACGUCAUAAUAGGAGGAAUUUAAGUAGCGGUAAUGCUAAAAUCCGACGAGUAGACGGACAACAUGGCACGGAGGCGUGGUUGUGACGUCAUGUGAGUAGGGUCUAUAAGAUACUGUAAGAUGUAUAAGAUCUGCGAUGGACUGAGGGCGCGAAGUUUGAAGCACUGGCGAGGGAUCACUGUACACUACAUUUUUAGUCCUAUGAAGUCUACUGUUGUGAGUGUACGUGUGAAUGGUCAGUUGCCAUGCAAUUAUCAGGCGACUGGUUAAGCCCCUACCUACCCCUACCUAGGUAAACUGGGAUAGCCUUCAAGUUUGCAGUUAAAUUUUAAAAUCAUGUACUCAUGGAAUUGUAAACAUGGCCAAAAAAAUUAAUCUAGUUUUUAUUUUUAUUCAUAUAUCUGAUCUAAACCACAUUUUCAUAUUGUUUAACACAAUAGUAAUUGCAAAAUAGAAAACAUCUGAGCUCACUUUUAAAUGUUUUGUCAAAAGUUAUAUUUACUUGGGUAGUACAAACAAUAAUAAGGAAGUGUCUUGGUGCCACACCAGAAUAAAACAAAUAAAAAGUCAGUUUCUUGUUUAUGACGACAGUGAUACAGGUGAUUGGGUGGAUCGUCCUUUGAUUGAGGGUUCAAAUCCGGCUGCCGCUUGUAUGCAUUGUCAUCAUGUUCUUGAGCAAGGCACUUCAUCCUAGUGGCUUCCAGUGAUGUAUGAAUAAAUGCAUGCUUGAAUGUGAACACACGUAAAGUCCUUUGUGACGCCUAUCUGACAUGUGUUGUUAUAUAAGAAUGCUACAGAUUUCCUGUUUUAAUGUGGUUUUACAUUUUUGACAUGAGUUUGUUUUUAUGUGAUAGGUUUUACGUCUGCAUUUAGCAAAAUAAAACGAAGGCAUUCCGUCUGCUUCAGAUCACUGUCAUAUCUACUGAAGGUACUGUGUUUGUCUUGUUUUGUGUCUAAUGAAUUAUUGUUACUUGCUAUGUAACUACGCUGCUCAUCUGACAGCUGUAACACUGUAAAAUAUAAAAAAUGGGUUGUUUUUUUGUUGUUGUUGUUUUGCUAAAUGCAGAAAUUAGUUAUGCUUCUAUGUGAAUCUUAGCACAUUAAAGUGUUUACCACAUCAUAAGGUCAUAAUUAACUUUUUCUGGUGUGGUAUCAAGUAUUCUUCCAUAUAAUAUGUGUAUUGUAAAGUAAUUAUGGACAAUGUAUAUUCUGUACAUGUGGAGAUUGUAUUAUAGCUCAUAUAAUUUUGUUUUUUGUAGUGAAGUAAAGCAAUAAAUGGCUGCCAUA